Didymosphaeria variabile is the source of this 1977-nucleotide messenger RNA. RefSeq lists its product as uncharacterized. The record is from RefSeq and is a predicted model, not a curated record. The transcript is spliced from 3 exons. Bases 1 to 1977 code for a protein of 658 amino acids. NCBI's taxonomy places the organism in Eukaryota, Fungi, Ascomycota, Dothideomycetes, Pleosporales, Didymosphaeriaceae. Gene Ontology annotation, biological process: fatty acid biosynthetic process; secondary metabolite biosynthetic process. Gene Ontology annotation, molecular function: 3-oxoacyl-[acyl-carrier-protein] synthase activity; fatty acid synthase activity.
AUGGCGCCAUACGCUCUUACCCCCACGUCGGAGCGGGGAAGUCUCUUGGAUGCAGAACUGAACGAACAUACCAAUGGUGUACAUGAACCAACAAAUGGAAAUGUGGCUCACGAGCACUCCAAUGGAGCUGCAAAUGGCCAUAACGAUGUCCACCGCAACGGUGUCACGCUACCAGACGCUGAUAGCUCCGAAGCACCUCAACUGGUACUGGACACAGCUGCCCCAGCGAUCCCCUACGAGACUGCAUAUACGAAUGGGUACACGGAAGGCUACACGGAAGGAUACAGCAAGAGCCAUGUCGAACUGCAAAACCAACCGAUUGCUAUCGUUGGCAUGGCGUGUCGCUUCCCUGGUAACGUUUCGACGCCUGAUGAAUUCUGGGAGCUCUGCGCACGUGCUCGAACCGGCUUCUCCGAGAUCCCAAAAGACCGCUUCAAUAGCAAUCGAUUCGUUCAUCCUAAUCCUGGCAAGAGCGGUACAACAAACGCACAUGGUGGCAAUUUCAUACAGGCAGACCUUAAAGCCUUCGACGCUCCGUUCUUCAGCUUCACGGCCCAAGAGGCCACCAGUCUAGAUCCACAGCAGCGCCUCCUUCUGGAGUGCACGUUUGAAGCCCUGGAGAGUGCUGGGAUACCAAAACAUUCCAUCGUAGGCCAGGAUGUUGGCUGCUUCAUUGGUGGCACGUUCUCCGAGUACGAGGCAGAUCUUUUCAGAGACCCAGAGACUAUUCCAAUGCAUCAGGCUACCGGAUGCGCUUUCGCCAUGCAGUCGAAUCGCGUCUCGCAUUUCUUUGACCUAAGAGGUCCUUCAUUUACGGUAGACACUGCCUGCUCUAGCAGUAUGGUUGCAAUGCACGUUGCAUGCCAGAGCGUUCGAAAUGGCGAAUCGAGCUCAGCCAUCGUGGGAGGAGUUCAUCUCAAUAUGUUACCGGAGUUUUGGAUCUCUUAUUCCAUGUCUAGGCUGUUUGGUGAAGCUGGAAGGUCCUUUGCCUUUGAUCAAAGAGGCACUGGUUAUGGUCGAGGCGAGGGGUGCGGUAUCAUAGUUCUUAAGACGCUGGAGCAAGCACUCAAGGAUAAUGACCCUAUUCGAGCCGUCAUCACCGGCAGUGGUAUCAACCAAGAUGGGAGAACACCAGGUAUUACCAUGCCGAAUGGUUCCGCACAAGGUAUGCGAAUGUUUGUCACCUGUGUCAAUCUAAGCUCACCGCUCUCAGAAUCCCUGAUGCGAUCCGUCUAUAAAAACGGAGGCAUGGAUCCUGCAGACACAGGCUACGUUGAGGCUCACGGAACCGGAACGCGAGUAGGUGACCCCAUUGAAGUCGGCGCACUACGUGCCGUGUUUGGUGAAGGACGGACGAAGCGGAAGCCACUGUUCAUUGGCUCGGUGAAGUCAAAUAUUGGUCACUUAGAGGCAGCAGCCGGUAUCGCAGGCGUGAUCAAGACUGCCCUUAUGCUCGAACGUGGUUUCAUUCUGCCGAAUUACGACUUCAAACAGCCAAACGAGAAGAUCCCGUUCGACGAGUGGGGGCUAAAGGUACCGACCAAUCAACGACCUUGGCCGAUAGGCAAGCGAUGGGCGAGCGUCAACGGUUUUGGUUUUGGUGGCACUAACGCUCAUAUUGUUCUGACCAAAGGUCCACUCGAAAGAAAGACCAUGAAAGAAGAGAUCGACACGCAGGCAUUUGAAAGGUUGUUCUUGUUGAGCGGAAACGACAAGAUUGCUGCUGAACAGGUGAUGAAGAAUUACGGCAUCUACCUUGAGCAACGUCCUGAGGUAUUCCAAAACGAUCUGUUGAGCAAUUUGGCAUACACUCUUGGGCAGCGCAAGACACAUCUUCCGUGGCGCUUAGCCGUGACUGCGUCAAGCUCUGUCGAUCUUGUCGAAGCGCUCUCAAGUGGCAAAGUCCGUCCAGUCAAACAAGACUUGGAAUCGGUUCGCUUGGGCUUCAUUUUCACUGGCCAAGGUAAGAAGAUGUGA